Molecule: messenger RNA, 1449 nt
Organism: Scaptodrosophila lebanonensis
Lineage: Eukaryota; Metazoa; Arthropoda; Insecta; Diptera; Drosophilidae
Gene: Trf4
Exons: 2
Coding region: 99-1337 (412 amino acids)
Biological process (GO): DNA-templated transcription initiation
Molecular function (GO): RNA polymerase II general transcription initiation factor activity; DNA binding
Source: RefSeq, a predicted model, not a curated record
GUACACAAACUCUAAGGACUAUAUUUUGAUAAAGUUAAAUAACGUAAGACUGUUUUAAAGAUCAGGGCUGCAACUAAGUGUUUUGAGACACUGAUAGCAUGGAUCUAGAAAGAACGAACUCUGAGAAGAGUGCGAAGAAAGUAGAAGAUGUAGAGGCUGAAAAUGCAGAGCGUGAAAAUAAAGAAGAGGGAAAAGCGGAAGUACUCGCAGAACAGACAGAGUCUGCGGCCGCAACCGAGGAGCAGUGCGACGAAGAACCGGCUGAAAAUAUAUUUCUGAAGGUGCUAGGUCCCAACGAGACGGAUAACAGCAUCGAUAUAAAUAAAUUGCGGAAAGAACUAGAGCAAAUGAAAAUUCGUGACGGACUACAAACGGAAACGGCAAGAAAACCCAACAAGGGCAUUGAUAUUGAAGACAUAACAACCCUCAUGAGCACAUUGGAUUGGAUAACAGGAUUCUCGAGCAGUGAUGAUGAAAACAAUAAUGAAGGUUGCAUCAAUGAUGAUGUCAACACUGCAUCAGCGCAAAGAAAAAGUGUCCUGAAUCCAUUUACUGUGCAGGCAUUAAUGGCUGAUAGUGCCAAAGAAAAUACGGCAAGGAAGUUACGCGAUGAAUCGCCUAUAAUACCCGACUUCGAUAUUGAUUACGACAACAUAUUCGAUGACGUGGGCAAGCUGAGCAUCGUCGAAAAGCACCUGGAGCUGCUCUUCCGCCCAUUCAUUUGCGCCAUGGAUGUCAACUAUGAGUUUAACCUUUUCGAGCUGUGCAUUUUGCUCUCCGACUCCUGCUACGACCCAGACAGCCAUCCCGCCCUAUCGAUGUGCCUUAACAAUCCGCAUGCUGUCGUUAAGAUAUAUGCUAAUGGCAAAAUGACCAGCGAAAGCUUAACAGCUUCGGGCGCUCGCAUUUCGCUGCUGAAAGUCCUGCAGAUUUUACAGGACUUCGAUUACAAGGCGGAGCUCAAACAUUUCUCACACAACAUUGUGCAUGCAUCCUUUUGCAUGCCCUUCAAAAUCGACCUGUUGAAACUAACUGAAGCAUAUGCCGACCAGGUGUCUUCAAAUCGUGAGGCUCGACCAUUUGUCACAUUCAAAUUGCCGGACAACCCCAUUCGGUUUGCCCUUUUCCCCAAUGGCUUCGUUCUCGUCUUACACUCGAGCAAACACUCUGAAACACGCGUCGCCAUUGCUGAGUUGCUGCCGAUUUUGAAUCAGUUCAGAAAUGGAUAUCCAACACCAUCCGAAAAGUAUGGCCUGCAGUGUGGCGACAUCUCCUACAAGCUGCUCUGGGAGCGCAAGCUGGACGCAGACAAGAUGGGCAUACUUUUGUACUCGUAACAUGUGCUUGUCAAGGGAUAAACUAGGCAACGUUAAUCCAGAAUGUAUAUAACAGAUGUAACGAGGAAGAAAUAAACUCCAUUCUGUAGUGGCUUUCUUGUUUUUCUACGAA